AUGGCGACCACCGCAAGCCCCGACGUCGUCGAUGGCCCUGUGAUGAGCCUAAUCAACAAGCGCAUCUGCGCCUUCCGCAAGAAGAUGAAUCGCAUCGUUGCCAUGGAAGAGUCCCUCUCCCUGGGAAAAACCUUGAACAAGGAGCAGGAAGAGUUUCUACGAACCAAACCCUCCAUUCUCGCCCUCAUCGACGAGUUCGAGAAGUUUCGUCAACCCCUCGCCUCUGCGGUAGCCGAGGAACUCCAGGGAACGACGCCGAACGCGCGAAGCGCUGAAGCCCCAACCCAAACCCUAGCCGAAAGCUCUGGCUCGUUCGAGCAGCCGCCGCCGCAGCACUCAGGGGAGGACGUUGUCGUGGAGGACCUCCUCAACCUGCUCUACUAG
Vigna radiata var. radiata (mung bean) is the source of this 384-nucleotide messenger RNA. RefSeq lists its product as uncharacterized. The transcript has a single exon. The record is from RefSeq and is a predicted model, not a curated record. Bases 1 to 384 code for a protein of 127 amino acids. NCBI's taxonomy places the organism in Eukaryota, Viridiplantae, Streptophyta, Magnoliopsida, Fabales, Fabaceae.